Molecule: messenger RNA, 2366 nt
Organism: Leptinotarsa decemlineata (Colorado potato beetle)
Lineage: Eukaryota; Metazoa; Arthropoda; Insecta; Coleoptera; Chrysomelidae
Gene: Kaz
Product: E3 ubiquitin-protein transferase Katazuke
Biological process (GO): proteasome-mediated ubiquitin-dependent protein catabolic process
Cellular component (GO): cytoplasm; nucleus; GID complex
Molecular function (GO): ubiquitin protein ligase activity; protein binding
Source: RefSeq, a predicted model, not a curated record
CCGUUUAAUGAAUGUCAUGCGCCAAUGAUCACUUAAAAGAAGUGUCAAAAAAAGUAUCAGUUAACUUUUUCUAAUCUCUCAGUUCAAUUUUAAGACCAUUUACAAAAUCACAAAGAGUAACAGAAUUAUUAUUCAAAUAGUCAACAAAAAUAAUGUCGAAUUCCGAAAAAGUUAAAGAGUUCUAUACAAACGAUAUAGUUUAUAGAUUUGAUAAACACAAGAGAAUUAAUUUUGGGGUGGUUAUAGAUAGUUAUGAAGCUUCCUCGGACGUGGAUGAAAGUAGUUCUCUGCAGAAAGGCCAGAUUAGAGUUUUGUGGAAUAACAAUUCCAGAGAACAAGUUUGGAGGCAGAGUAAAGUUCGACUGAUGAACAGGAGUAUCAUUCCUGGUGAUAUAGUCAGAAGAUUGGAAAAGGGUAAAGAGACUCAGAGAGGAUACUGCAAGGAAGCUAAACAGGCAGCUUCUGUACAAAUUGUUGGCACAGAUAGGGUAAUUGAACAUGUUUCGUGUGAGAGAUUACAUAGCGUUCGACCCUAUGAUGUUGAUGAUGCAGUUUGUUUGGGUAGCAAGUUUGGUCGAAUCGAGGUUGUGGAACAAAUGAUUUCAAUGGAAUCAAAAUGUGGAUCCGUUGUAGAUGUUCUGACCAGUAUUAACCACGAUUUGGAUGAUUAUUGGUUAUCAAAGAGGAACAGAAUUUCUUUUGAUGCUUAUUACCCAGGGCAGGAGUUGAUUUGUGUCCCAGGUAAUUUUGAACAACCUAAUUGGAUAAAAAAAUCCAAAACUAUGAAAAAAAAUAUUCAAACACGACAGAGAUUUACUGUACAACAUGUGGAAGAUAUUAUGAUAGAAGUAGCUUGGCAAAGUAAUACAUCUGGUUAUUCACAUAUUUCAGAAAUUCCACAGGAAGAUAUUAAGAAGUUGAAAGUACUUGAGCACCCAAGUGACACGUUCCUGGAAUUGUCUGAUCGUAGAUUGUUAAAACUUUCAACUGAUGUUCUACUAAAGAAAAAAGACUGGAUUAAAAAGUUAUCUGUAUCCUAUAGACCUGACAUUCCAAAAGUGAGACAUAUUGUUAGUUGCAAUUCAAAAAUAGUACCCAGAUUACCGAAAAUUCGCAGUACUGCUUUGGUUUACUCAUCUUUAGAAGGUGAAGGAGAGGAAGAUGAGUGGUGGACAGAAGAUGCUGAUGAAUCAGAGGAUGAUGGAAGUUCUUCUUCUCAAAACACAAGUAUACCUACUUCUAAAAAAAAAUAUUAUCCACCAAAACCUAGAGACCUGGUUGCAGGUCAUACACUCCCUGUUGAGUAUGCUUAUAGGUCUUUCCAGAAGUGUUUUAUAUUUGAUGCCGAAGAGAGCAUUUCCGAAGAACUAGCGGCUUCAAAUGUUUGCAAACGCCGUUUGGAGCACUUGAAAGAGCAUAAUACCUUGACUCCAAGUGGUACAUUAUCUGUGGCUGCUUUUAAUCAAUGGAGACGCAAAAGACUAGAUAGGAUGAUGGUGGAGUACUUCCUCAGGAAUGGAUAUUACAAUGCUGCAAUCACUUUGGCUGAUAGAUCCGAUAUCAAGGACCUAACGAAUAUUGAUAUUUUCCUAACAUCCCGUGAAGUGGAAAGGUCAUUAGCUCAUAGAGAAACGAAUAAAUGCCUUCUUUGGUGCCACGAUAAUAAAUCUAAGUUGCGCAAACUGAAAUCAAAUAUGGAGUUCAAUUUGCGAAUACAGGAAUUCGUUGAGUUGAUUCGAAGUGAGCGAAGAAUGGAUGCCAUCAAGCAUGCUCGGAAGCAUUUUCCGAGUUUUGAAGAGGAACAUCUUGUCACUAUUCAGCAAGUUAUGGCACUGCUAGCUUUUCCAGUUACCACAGAUCUAGCUCCAUACAAAGCUUUGUUUGAUGUCAAAAGAUGGGACACACUUAUUGAACAAUUUCGCCAAGAAAAUUACAGACUCUUCCAACUUGCUACACAGUCUGUUUUCACUGUUGCUCUGCAAGCUGGCUUGUCGGCACUCAAGACGCCUCAGUGUUAUUCUGAAAGCUGCGAGAACAGGAAUCCAACCUGCCCAGUUUGUCAGCCAUAUUUGAACGAGCUAGCCGAACAUUUACCAUUUGCUCACUGUUCGCAGUCUCGCCUUUAUUGCCAUAUCAGCGGAUUGCCUAUGAACGAAAACAAUCAACCAAUGAUGCUACCCAAUGGCCAUAUCUACGGAGAACAGGCACUGCAACAGAUGGCGCGCGAAAACAAUGGACAAAUAAUUUGCCCAAAGACAAAGGAUAUAUUCCCCUUCAAGAAGGUGGAAAAAGUAUUCGUCAUGUAAAUGUGAUAUUAUCCAACUACCACAAAUAGUAUUUAGGAAAUAGAUUAUUAUUAAUUUCGA